Molecule: messenger RNA, 6737 nt
Organism: Electrophorus electricus (electric eel)
Lineage: Eukaryota; Metazoa; Chordata; Actinopteri; Gymnotiformes; Gymnotidae
Gene: kcnh2b
Product: potassium voltage-gated channel, subfamily H (eag-related), member 2b
Biological process (GO): regulation of heart rate by cardiac conduction; potassium ion transmembrane transport; regulation of ventricular cardiac muscle cell membrane repolarization
Cellular component (GO): plasma membrane
Molecular function (GO): inward rectifier potassium channel activity
Source: RefSeq, a predicted model, not a curated record
UCAGCUUUGACUACAGAAAGUCGAGACAUUCCGGCGGACUUCAGCAAGGAUGCCGGUUCGACGGGGGCACGUGGCUCCUCAGAACACUUUCCUUGAUACCAUCAUCAGGAAAUUCGAAAGUCAAAGUCGGAAGUUCAUCAUAGCCAAUGCACGUGUGGAGAACUGCGCCAUUAUCUUCUGCAAUGAUGGCUUCUGUCACAUGUGUGGCUACACGCGGGCGGAGGUCAUGCAGAGGCCGUGUUCGUGUAACUUCCUGUACGGGCCACACACCAAGCGCCUGGAUGUUGCGCAGAUGGCUCAGGCCCUGCUGGGCACUGAGGAGAGGAAAGUGGAGAUCACACUCUACAGAAAAGACGGUGUGUGCUUCCCAUGCAUGGUGGAUGUGGUGCCGGUAAAGAAUGAAGAUGGAGUGGUGAUCAUGUUCAUCCUAAACUUCGAGGUCAUGACUGAUGACACACCGCACAACCCCGCCCUGCAACUCAACCACCGGCUGCCUCUCUCGUGGCGACCCAUAAAUCGAUCAUGGCGUCUCCGACUGCGUCUGCCUCUCCUGCAGUCCCACAGUGCCAGCCAGUCCUCUCUUCAGGAAGACCCUGAGACUGGCCGCGUCGUAGCCCUUCGUGGCACCGCCCCUCUCCCAGCCAGCAGCAGCCACGAGUCGCUGGCUCUGACUGAGCUCUUGUCCCUGAGAGAGCACGAGCAAGCACGGCCUGGCACUGCCACCACUGCUACCGCUGCCACAGAAACCCCCUCGUCCUCACUGUGGCUGGAGGACAGGCGCACCCUGCUGGGCAGUGAUCUUACCUCCUCGUCCCCGGGCCCUCCGCCGGCCCCGGCGCUGCCACUGGGUCAGUCCUCUCCGCGGCCCCCCAGGCUGAACACGGAGGCCUCGGUGUCCAACUGCAGCCUGACGCCCAGCCGCUCACGAGAGAGCUUCCACAGCAUGCGCCGCGCCUCUUCCGUGGACGACAUCGAGGCCAUGAGGCCCGAGUGGGAGCGCAAGCAUGGCCCCCGAGUCUCCAGUAGCAGCACGGGUGCAGUGAACAACAAGUCCACGAUCCUGAACUCUACCUCUGACUCAGACCUCAUGCGAUACCGUACCAUCAGUAAGAUCCCCCAGAUCACUCUCAACUUUGUGGACUUCAAGCCGGACCCACUCAUUGCACUUCCUCCUGGGGAGAUAGACAUCAUUGCUCCAUGCAAGCUCAUGGACCGCACACACAAUGUCACAGAGAAGGUCACGCAGGUGCUGUCGCUAGGUGCCGACGUCCUGCCUGAAUAUAAGCUGCAGGCACCACGCAUCCACAAGUGGACCGUGCUGCACUACAGCCCCUUCAAGGCUGUGUGGGACUGGCUCAUCCUGCUGCUGGUCAUCUACACAGCCAUCGUCACGCCCUACUCCGCUGCCUUCCUGGAGGAUAGUGGAAUGCCGAGCUGCAGCUACUGCUGCCCGCUCUGCGUUGUCGACCUCAUCGUGGACAUCAUGUUCAUCAUCGACAUCCUCAUCAACUUCCGCACGACGUACGUCAAUGCCAAUGACGAGGUGGUGAGCCACCCGCUGCGCAUUGCUGUUCACUACUUUAAAGGCUGGUUCCUCAUCGACAUGGUGGCAGCCAUCCCCUUCGACUUACUCAUAUACAACAAUGGCGAGGAGACAACCACUCUAAUAGGCCUCCUCAAGACAGCGCGGCUUUUACGUCUGGUCCGUGUGGCACGAAAGCUGGACCGCUAUUCAGAAUAUGGUGCUGCUGUGCUCUUCCUCCUCAUGUGCACCUUUGCCCUCAUUGCCCAUUGGCUGGCCUGCAUCUGGUACGCCAUUGGCAGUGUAGAACGCAAUGGUUCCAUUGGCUGGCUCAACACGCUGGCGGAUCAGCUCGGGAAACCCUACAAUGACACAAUCUCAAAUUCGGGCCCCUCCAUCAAGGACAAAUACGUGACGGCCCUCUAUUUCACCUUCAGUAGCUUGACGAGUGUAGGAUUUGGCAAUGUCUCACCCAACACCAACUCAGAGAAGAUCUUCUCCAUCUGCGUCAUGCUUAUUGGAUCCCUCAUGUAUGCUAGUAUCUUUGGGAAUGUGUCAGCCAUUAUCCAAAGGUUAUACUCCGGUACGGCUCGCUACCACACACAGAUGCUGCGCGUGAGAGAGUUCAUCCGCUUCCAUCAGAUUCCCAACCCGCUGAGACAGAGGCUGGAGGAGUACUUCCAACAUGCUUGGUCCUAUACUAAUGGCAUCGACAUGAACGCCGUGUUGAAAGGCUUUCCCGAGUGUCUACAGGCAGAUAUCUGUUUGCACCUGAACCGCACACUGCUCCAGAACUGCAAAGCUUUUAAGGGCUCCACAAAAGGCUGCCUGCGAGCCCUGGCCAUGAAAUUUAAGACCACCCAUGCCCCACCAGGCGACACUCUGGUACACCAGGGCGAUGUGCUCACUGCGCUCUACUUCAUCUCCCGUGGAUCCAUCGAGAUCUUACGCGGAGAUGUGGUAGUGGCCAUUUUGGGAAAGAAUGAUAUAUUUGGUGAGCCCAUCAACCUGUAUGCUCGGCCAGGGAAGUCAAAUGCUGAUGUGAGAGCUCUGACUUACUGUGACUUGCACAAGAUCCACAGAGAGGAUGUUUUGGAAGUGCUGGACAUGUACCCAGAGUUCUCUGAUCACUUCUGGAGCAACCUAGAGAUCACCUUCAACCUGAGAGAUACCAACAUGAUUCCUGGGUCUCCGAGCAGCGAAGAUUCUGACUGUAUUGGCUUCAACAAACUACGUAAGAGAAAGCUUUCAUUCCGGCGUCGAACAGAAAAAGAUGAUGCCGAUGCUGGAGAGAUCAAAAAGAACCAGAAGCCUGUGCGGCGUAACAGGAAACAAACCAGAAGUAAUCAAAAUCAGGGACUAAAACCAGACUGGGUAGGGCCUCACAGUUCUGUCUCCUCCCACUCCAGUGAUGAUGAAGGGGAGGAACCUGUUCACGCAUGCCCUGCCCCUCCAACUACACUGCUGGAGCUUUCUCAAGCACAAGGCACUUCUAUGAGCUUCAGUGACAACAUCGAAGUGGAGGGGGAUCCUAAGACAAGCAACACCUGCAACGCUCUGUCAGGUGCUCUCUCAGGUGUGUCCAACAUCUUUAGUUUCUGGGGCGAGAGCCGUGGACGCCAGUACCAGGAGCUGCCACGCUGCAACCUUCCCUCGCCCCCUUCGCACCUCCAUGUGCCACUGCAUAGCAUCUCCAGACAGCAGCGGAGCCAGCUGGAGAGCAGGCUUGACUUGCUGCAGAAACAGCUUAACAGGCUGGAAACUCGUAUGGCCACAGACAUCAGUACAAUCAUGCAGUUGUUGCAGAGGCAGAUGGCACUUGUACCUCCAUCCUACAGCACAGUGUCUUCCCCCCCACAGGCCUGCUCAUAUCCCGAGGCUGCUGCAGGCCACGGAGAGAGACUCACCCAGCCUGUCACACCUGGGGAAUCUGAGACUCUUGCCUCAAUCUCACAGAUCCUGGAUGCACAGGACUUUGAGGAAUUCCAGGCUAAGUCUUGUGAGUUGUCUCACUCUAUGAUGGAGCUUCAUCCAACAGAGACUCCCUUGCUCGGCCCAGGGGACAUUCCUGUCCAGGGCCUCUCCAACCUGGGUCCCUGUGGCAAUCCACUAGACCCUGACACCCAACGAAGGUUCUCCCUCCAGGAGCCGAAGGCCCCUCUGGACUCAAGGACACCGCAGAGACAUAGCUCCAACCCUGGGAGCUAGGGAGGGAGUAGAAGAACCCAAAGGGUGAGAGGAGGAAACAUAGAGCACUCAGAAAACUCCUGCCUCUGCCUCUCAGUCUUUUUCAGUUACUCUCUUUCUCUUUCUUGCACAUCUCAUGGCAGACCUCUAUUUUUCUGUUGCUGGAGUCAAAAUGUUGCUGAUCCAGGUCAACCUGAAGGACCUAAAGAUAUAAACCACUGAUCUCAAAAUAAGGCCAUUGGCUCUUUUUGACAUCUGUGGUCUAAGUGCCCUCAGGAUGGGGUGACACAUUACCAAACUGUCAAUAAAAUGGACACCAGGAGCAGCAAGAGUGUGGAAGGGUGUUGAACAUUGUCCACUCUUUUUGGCUUUUGUUAAAAAGUGGAAUUAUCACCCUAAGGGCAGCUCCCAUGUCCAAAUUGUCCCUUUACUGCUGUUAUCCAGUAUUGGAUUACCAUUUAUGAAUAAUAAUGAAAACUAAUAAGUAGCCAUUAUGUCUUGCACUGAAAUUUUUCAGAAUCUUUAUCUAUAUCAUGUCCGCGGCGCUUCCGAAGAAAAAAGAAAACAACUUUUUAGUGUUAGCUGGCCUAACAGAGAAAAAGAAAAAAGUGUUUCUUUUGUCCUGUCAUUCUGCCUCUUUAUCCAUUCAUAUCUGUGGUUUAGGCCCCAAGAGUGUCCUGGAUGGUCUGGUUUGCAUUCAUGUGUAAUUAAGGGUGAGACUAAAGCCAUUCCAUUACUGAACAUAUCAAAUUGCUGUGCAAUGACAAUGGGUGGCUUGGGAAUGAAGGAGUAAAUGAAUAUGCAAAAUAAGACUGUUUGUGUUAAACACCGGAUGAUGUCAAAUGUGUUUGAGGGUGUGUCCUAGCUCACAGUGGUUAAAGACGUUCACAGAUAUUUUUAAGGAUGUCUUGAUUAAUCAAAUGACCUCAGCAAUACUUAUCCCCAGAACCCACAACCCCACAUGUUAAGUAAACACACUGCUAAUGUGUAUAAGUACUGCAAUUUCUUCCAGAAUCACACAAAAAAAUGGUCACCAUAAAUGAUAAAAUACUUCAUUAAUCUUCAAUUAAAACUAAAAUAAUACUGGUAGCUUUCUAUUGUUUUUUAUUUCUGGGGUAUUUAAAAUUGAAAUCAGAUACUACCAGUAUUGUUCUAAUUAAUGUUCUUCUAUUAGUCACAAGACUUGGCCCAAGAAUAUAAUCAGGCACCUGAAACAAGUGGAUAUGUGUGGUACUCUCUUUAUUUUUAAAGUAUUACUCACCUUAACACCAAAACAUGCUUGUGUUAAAAGCACUAAUGUUAGUCAACAGUCUUCAUUUCAAUGUUUCAGUGAUAGUGUUUUUAACACCAGCAGUCUUGGCUCUUUUGGCUCUCUCUCUAUCUCUCUCUCUCUCACACACACACAUGCAUAUACACACGUCAGAGAGAUCGAGAGAAAGGAGACACAGUGAGUGUUUGUGUGUGCAAUGCAGUGAUAUUAAUGUGCACUGGAUAACACAUUAAAAAUAAGCUUCACCACUCCAUCCAGAUGAAGAAGCAGAAGGUUCUCCAGUCAGUGGUAUAUUUUGCUCUGGGAGUUAUUGUGGUGCAUGCCACUUCUCUACCGACAAGCACCAUUCAUAUACACUUUCUGAUAAACAAAGUUACUAUAGUGAGUGGAUUAUGAAUUUGUAACAGAAUGCAUCAUAUUUCCCAUUUGUUUGAAUUCAGGCAUUAUUUAUAUUGUAUAUCAUUUGUGAAUUAUGUUUUGUUUGUACCUAAUGCUACUUUAAUUUUGCAAGACAUUAUUGCAUAUUAUUUUGCAAGACAUUAUUAAUGGUAAGGAAUUUAAAUAAAGGUUACUGGUUGUCUCCAUUUGUCCAACAGUUGUCCACACCAUCUUCUUCUAUCUAGUUUAUUAGGAUUAUGGGAUGACAACGUGACAAAAACAGACUGAAGAUGUUGCACACAUUAUCUCUGCCUGCUUUAUCUGCUCUUAGUGAUUGUUCAUUCACCAUGAAUAUGUACAUUUAAUUAUUAUUAGUUCAGCAGGAAGUCUCCUAAUAGCAAAUCUAGGAUCCAUAAGAUAUGGGAAGUAUUCAUAUUUUAAUAGAAUCUUUUUAUGUACUGCACAUAUAACAAUGAAUCAUAACAAUGAAUCCUAGAUUUGCAUUCCUAUUCUGAAUUAUUAUUAUUUUUAAUUAGUCUUGUUGAGUUAUGGCAAAUAUCCCUAUAUAAAGAAUAACAACACUGGUUAGAGAGCAUUAUUGGCUGAUCAUGUUUCCUGUUGGUGCACUUUAGAGUAUAACCAAAGCCAUACCCACAUAAGUAAUGAUUUUCUCCCCCACAGUAGCAUUUGAGAUUUCUUUAAGAUUUUGUCAGUUUCUGGAUGACUGUUUCAGAGAGAAGUGGUAUUAGAGUAAGACAUUGGACAAACCAACUUGAUUUGUUGACAAAAUAUGGUUGUAUGACGUUUAUCAAACUAUUCUCUGAGUAGUGCAAUGACUCCAACAAUAUUAGCUAAGUGGACAUUGCAACAUGUAUAUUCUCUACCAAUGCUAUGGUAUCUUGGAACACAAUAUUCAAAAAUUCUGUUCAUGCAUUCAUAAUGAAUGUUUAGCACCGUAAUAUUGUCAUAACCUUCAUGUGUGUUAUCAUUUUAUCUCCUGUGAUAUGUAAACAUAAUAUCUGUGUCUUGUUACUUGUUUAGUGUACUGAUGUGCACUUUAGAGAGCCCCCUCCUUCCCAAGAUGUAAAAAAUUAAAGAAAUUGUUCCCCCUCUGUUACAUCUACUUAUCUGUCUAACAGCUGUUGAGGUAUGUAGAUAUUUUUCAGUCUUGGCUUUAAUUUAUUUUGGUACUGCAUUUUCACCGGAUUGCUUUUUUCUCCCUUUCGUGUACUGUACAUAAGAGAGUCUUGUAAAGGAAUCAAUUCUUGGCACUCGUAUAGACGGCACUAUGCAGACUCUGUCAUUUCCUUGGCAUGCUUCGAAAUGCAGAAAAAAACUGUAGAUGAAAAAUAUAUGUUUGAUUUUUAAACAGAUAGAUAU